This is a messenger RNA of Trichoderma reesei QM6a, 1167 nucleotides long. RefSeq lists its product as uncharacterized. The record is from RefSeq and is a predicted model, not a curated record. Bases 1 to 1167 code for a protein of 388 amino acids. Lineage: Eukaryota; Fungi; Ascomycota; Sordariomycetes; Hypocreales; Hypocreaceae. The transcript has a single exon.
AUGGCCCCCCAAAGCGACACCUCCCAACGAAACAAAGCCGGACAAUCCUCCAACAUAGACCAACCACGGCGAAACCCGCGCUUUGCACAAUUCCCAAAAGCCCCCUUGAAGCCCUCUCCCAUCCAAGCGUCAUCUUACGAGCACAUACUGCUGCCCCCUCAGGAGGAGGAGGAGAAGAAGAAGAAGCCGCCAGGUCAAAAUGGAGGCGAGACGAGAUAUCACGAGCGGAAGCCGGGAAUGGUGCGGUUCGUCAGAAACAGCCACGUCUAUCCAAAGCCCGCCGUCAUGAAACCAACCAUUGCUCGAGAGAGAAAGACUCCAGCCGCCGCGCUCGUUUCAAGCAGUGGCCCUCAUACAGCAGAGGACAAGGCCAGGCAGAGACGACGUCGAGUUUCCCAGCAGAUGCACACCACGCAACGCCCUCGCGGGCCCAAAAAGAAGACAUUCAAACCGCAGCUCUCCAUCAAAGUGCCCUCUGCUGCUACUGCUGCUGCUGAGUCUGGACAGCGGCCAUCUUCGAAGCAAUGGCACAGAGUCCGGAGUAUUCUUCCAGCGGGGAGAGUCCCGGCUGCGAGAGCUGCGACUGUCCGGUUCCCUCUGUCGCGCGAAUCGUCGCCAGAAGAGCAAAUCUUUCCUUCUGUGCCGACGUCGAUGCAUCUGUGUUUUCUAUGUCGAUCUACUUCGCAGAGCGAAGGUGGGCUUUGCAGGAAUUGCGAGAUGGAAUACGCAAGGCCGCCUAGGCUUUACGAUGAUGAUGAUGAUGAUGAUGAUGGGGAGGACGAGGAGGACAAGGAGGACGAGGAAGAGGAGGGAGAUGAAAUGGGCGGGAUACAUUAUCCGGCUCGCUCGUACUCGAGUUCGAUCCAUUCAGGGUCAAGCUCGGUUUACUCGUCGGAUGCGACUCCCAUCAACGACGAGGCAAUGAUGGUGUCGCCUGUAUCGGUGCGUGAUGCUGAGGAGCUGAUCUUGCUGGUGUCUCCAUAUUCAACUAUGGGAAUGUCAUGUGUAGCAGAACAUGGGAUACAGGCAAGAUAUGACAAAGGGCACGGGGAAACAGACGCCGGAUCGGCAUCUCCAGAUCUUUAUGAUCUCGACUGGGCAGAGUACUACUUUAAUGAUGAAUACUUUGCUGGUGUAAAAGGGGGCUGGGGUGACUCGCUAUUAUAA